AUGGCGGUAAACCUUGAAAGGCACUUCAACUUCUCAGAAAUCCAACAUUUGAAACACAAUAUUGAACGUUCUGAAAGGUUACACCAAGCUCAAGCUGAACACUUGUGUUUCGUGCUGAGAGUGGAGAGGUACAUUGCAGACCCCACAUUUCAGUCCCUCGUAAAAUCAAAACAUGCCACAAAUACAUCAUAUGACGUCUAUGAUCUUGUUAUAACGGAUGGGAAAUUUAAGUUGAAGUGUGUUCUGUGGACAGCGCUCAAUGCUUUUAUUUCAAAAGGAAGGGUUGUGGCUGGAUCAGUUAUCAAGUUGACCAAAUGUACUCUACUCUAUGAUGAGACAGAUUUAAAUGGUUUUAAUUUUGUUCUCAUAGAAGAUUUGACGGUUGAUGGAACUGACAUAAACUUUUCAGUAAAUGAGGAGCGCAUUCCCUGGUCUCCUGAUGCUUGCACCAGAGAACAAAAGCAGGUGCCACUUGCAUCAAGCCGUGGUUGUUAUGUGUCCCUUUGGUCUUCCUUUGAGACGUAUGGAGAAGUCUGGGAACAAACAGUGCCUGAUAGUCAGUCUGUCUCAGAUACCACUGUAUUAGACUGCUACACCUUGAAGGAACUUUCCAGGCUUGGGAGAUCAAUAAAGGCCAGCUCAAUCCCUCCUGUCAUUGUAAGAGUGUUAACUAGAUCCAGGCUACGGCAGUAUGCAAAACCGCAAAAAGCGGAAAAAUGGCCAUACCAAAUAUCUAUGGUGAUUGGAGACAGAUCAGGGAGCUGUACAGCUGUUGUUUGGAACUCGUUGUGCACCAAGUUUAACAAAAACAUUCAGGAGGGAAGUGUUUUGCUUCUAGAAAACUACUCAGUGAAACCUCACUUCAGUGUUUACACCUAUGCUAACCAGACCAAGGUAAUUAAGGGCAGUCAUUAUGACAUUGACUUGAAUCUCAACCCAUACAAUCCUGAAUGCAAAGUGACAAUAAUACAUGCCAGUGCUGUGGAGAGUUGCUGGCAGCUGCCCUCUCUGGAGUAUGAACUAAUCGACCGGAAACAGUUAGGGCGACUACCAGACAACUUUAUCUGUGACAUAGUCGGAUUAGUCAUAUUUUUGGGACGUUAUGAAAGGGUGGCACCUCAGACAACAGACAGCCUUGGCAGACGUGAAACCUUCUGGGUGAUUAGAGAUGUAGAAUUGGUGGACCCAUCCUUUGUAUACACGGGGAAAACAUUUGUUAUAAAGCUGUUCAGAUCCAUUCAGGCUGACACGUUGGAUAGGUUAUGCCCAGGUGAUAUGUUACUGUGCAGCAAUAUGCGAGUUGUGCACAAUUUGACACUGGUAUCCAACUCUAGACAGAAACGCCAUGUGUACCUGACCUGCACAGGGGAAACACAGGUGACGAUUAUUCAGAAAAGUAGAAGCACACUGGAUCAUCCAGUGGUCAAUCAGUUGAUAACAUGGGCAAGCUCAUCCCGAGGAUCGGCUGUAGUAAGAGCAGCCACCUAUGGUGGUUAUUUCUCGUACCCUCCUCUGCCCAAGGAUCUCCAGUUAUACAAACAGUUAUGGCCAGAGAAUAGAGCUAUGCAGAUCACACAAAGUGACCAGUGGGAAAGUGUUUUGCAAAGUCUCUCGUAUAGAGAAAGUAGAAAUCUGAUUGUUCAAGCUGACAUUGUGAGGAUCUGUCACCACUCCUUGAAAUAUGUACAUUACAGAAGGACAUCUGAGCCAAAAAUGCUUGUUGAUAUGGAGUUUAGAGAGGAGGUGAAAUUCCAACAUCCGGAUUACAUGUCAGACAACGGUACAGUCCUUGGGAGCACAGAGUUGUACUCUGAAUCAUUGCCUUGCAAGUUUUCACCACAUGGCAGAGAACAUAUAUUAUCACAAGCAACUUUCCCUCCCUCUGUCUACUCCUCGGGCCUUAGGAGAGCACAGGGUGCAAGUCCAGCUCUUGCCAUCAAGCCUAGUUUCAGUUAUGAAAGUGUGACACUGAUGGGCCUAAAUCAUCCUGUUAUGCUUCAUACAGUUUUCCUUCACAGUGAACUUUCACUGCAUUCUAGAUUUAUCAAUGUGAUAUCUAAUAAUGCCCGCUCCAGAGCUCAAAGUCAUGGAAAUGAGGACAGUGCUUCAUGGCGAUGUUUGUGCCACAUAGACCUUCAUCAGCUGGACACAGGCAGGACUGAAAUCAUCCUCAAUAUGGCCUACUUGUUGACCUGACCACGCAAACUG
This is a messenger RNA of Liolophura sinensis, 2208 nucleotides long. RefSeq names its product RPA-related protein RADX-like. The record is from RefSeq and is a predicted model, not a curated record. Gene Ontology annotation, molecular function: single-stranded DNA binding. The coding region runs from base 1 to 2196 and encodes 731 amino acids. NCBI's taxonomy places the organism in Eukaryota, Metazoa, Mollusca, Polyplacophora, Chitonida, Chitonidae. The transcript is spliced from 14 exons.